UCUAGUACUGCGCAUGCUCUAAUGGAUUGGUUUGGGAACUGCUCUCGCUGCCGGAACUAAUGUAGUAUCACCGGUUUCUGGGCCGUGUGUGGAUGAUCUGUACAAACUAGUGGCUGUUAAGAGCAUAUGUGUCCAGUAUUUGACAAUGCUACAGUUAUAAUUCUCGAUCUUAGUUUUUUGUAGACUGCUGCUGAAUGAGUUGUUUGCCUAACCCUAGUGUAGUGCUUGGAGCUGUUUCUGAACUUGGAGCACCAUCAUAUCCCCUGUAUUUACCUUAGAAAUGACAAUGCCAUUGUAUGUGGCAAAACCGUAGUGGACGACCUUUUUGGUGAAAGGGGCGAUGGUAGUGCCAAGAGAAGCAGAGGCAUGUCGUCCACGGAAGGACCAAGGAGCGAUGGUGUUGUGGCUGCCCCUCUCAAUACUGGCAGCUGCUUCUCCCCUGCGACUCUGCCUGGAUUUACACUGGUGGUGGGCGCGGGACUACUGGCAGUGUUGGCAUUUUAUUAUAUCAAAAACGAGUUGUCAUUAAUUUUCAUGCUAUUGAACUUCUGCCCGUACUUGUGUAUCUACUUACUGUGUGUCCUGCUCAUCAUGUUAGUGGUCCUGGUUAAACACAAUCUACCACGAAAGCCGGACUUUACCUGGAUGAAACCUGUGUCGGGGGCGUCACGUUUACUGAAAUCACUGGCCCAGCGACAGGCACGUGUCCAUGAAUCAAGCUGUUCAAGGAGAGUGGUAAUUUCCCACAACAUGGACAAGGCAUUAAAAGAAGUAUUUGACUAUGGCUACAGGGAUUAUAUUCUGACUUGGUAUGGAGAACUUAGCAGAGAUGAAGGACAGCUGUACCACAUGUUGUCUGAGGACUUCUGGGAAGUGUCUAGGCAGCUGCACAACAGACUGAGUCACAUGGAUAUAGUGAAAGUAGUCUGCAUAGACAUGGUCAAGGCUUUACAUUCUCAUUUCUGUAACCUCAAACCAUUAAACUCAAGACAAGAGGAGCUUCAACGACCAAUGAUUCUACAUUCUUUCUUAAGAAGCACAGAAGAAGAGAUCAGUUUCCUCAGAACAUUUUCCCGUGUCUUAGUUCUCUGCCUCAUACCCUCAAAGGAUUCCUAUUCACAUACUUUACGGAUAGUCCUUGCAGAAAUACUUGCAACAAAAGUGUUGAAACCAAUGGUAGACUUGCUCAGUGAUCCAGACUAUAUUAAUCGAAUGCUGCUUACCCAGCUGGAGCAUCGUGAACAGGUCACUGAACACCAUAAGAAGGCCUACACUUAUGCACCUUCAUAUGAGGAAUUCGUCAAACUCAUCAACGGGAGCAAUGACAUUGAGUUCCUGAAGAUGCUGAGGUACCAGAUUGUUGUUGAAAUAAUUCAUGCAACUACAAUCAGCAAUUUACCACAGAUGAAGAGACAGAAAGAUUCUAAAGGCAAAGAAACAGCUGCAAUGAAAGCAGACCUGUUGCGAGCUCGAAAUGUGAAAAGGUACAUUAACCAGCUAACAGUUGCCAAGAAACAAUGUGAAAAGAGAAUAAAACUUCUUGGAGGACCAUCAUAUGACCCUCAGGAUGAUAGCACAGCAGAUGAAGUUGAUGGGCAUCAAGGCCAGAAGAUUGUUCAGUUUGAAGAGAUCCUAGCCAAUCCUUCUUACCGGCAACUAUUCCGCGUGUACAUGGAAAGGAUGGAUAGAAGAGUACUCAUCAGUUUCUGGGAGGAAGUGGAAUACUUGAAAAAUGCAAAUAAGAAUGAAAUACCUCAACUUGUUGGCAAGAUUUAUCAAACGUACUUUGAGGAAAGUCGAGACAUUCCAGUGGAGAAGGCACUUUACAAAGAAGUUCAGCAAACUCUUGUAGGCAACAAAGGGAUUGAAAUCUUUAUCAAAAUCCAGAGUGAUGUCUAUGAGAUUUUAAAGGAAAGGUACUAUCCAUCAUUCCUUGUAAGCAAUUUAUACGACAGACUAAUGAAGGAGGAGGAAGAAAGAGGCACUUUACAGUCUGCUACUCAGGACAAAGAUGGCCUGAUCCAGGCAUGUGAUGGUGGUGAAGAAGUCAUAGAUGAAGGCACCAGUAGUAUUACAGAGCAAGCCAGUUAUGCUGUAACUAAACUACAUCGAUUAAUUGAGAAACUUGAAUAUAAGAAAAAAGCUCUCGACUCCAUCCAGAAUGCUCCAAAACCAAAGAAAAAGAUAGUGUCCCUGUUGACUGAUGAGAUUGCCUCAAUGGAGAAAGAACAGAAGGAUCUUGAACUACAUAUCUCAAGGACAGAUUCCUGGUGUGAAAACCUGGGCACAUGGAGGGCCAGUAUUCUCAGCAGUGAGGUUCGAGAAGAGAAUGGGGAACAAAUGCCAUCCUAUAAUGUCACAGUACACCUCCAUGAAGCCAGUGAUUCUGAUGCAAAUAGCUGGAUGGUUCCCAGAAGGCUUAGUGAGUUCCAGUGCCUACACAAGAAGCUCACUGAGUGUUUCCCAUCUUUGAAAAAGGUCCAAUUGCCUUCUCUUAGCAAGCUGCCAUUCAAAUCAGUUGAUCAGAAAUUCAUGGAGAAAUCCAAAAUCCAGCUUAAUGGUUUUCUACAGAAGCUGCUGUCUGAUGAGACACUGUGCCAGAGCGAGGCUGUCUAUGCCUUUCUGAGCCCCUCCCCAGAGCACCUCAAGGGCACUGAUGUACAAGGAAAGAAAUCUAUAUUUUCACUUUCUUCCUUUCUGGAAAGAUUUCCUGGAGAUUUCUUUUUCCACCAGGAGGAGGAAAUUGAAGAGGACAGUGACCUUUCUGAUUAUGGAGAUGAGCUAGACGGGAAAAAAGAUUCUUUGGCUGAACCAUGUUUUAUGCUGAUUGGAGAAAUUUUUGAGCUUCGAGGAAUGUUCAAGUGGGUCAGAAGGACAUUAAUUGCACUUGUACAAGUCACUUUUGGAAGAACUAUAAACAAGCAAAUUAGAGAUACUGUCAACUGGAUCUUCAGUGAACCAAUGCUUGUUUACUACAUAAAUGUUUUUCGUGAUGCUUUUUGGCCAAAUGGAAAACUGGCUACACCCAAUGAGCCUAGAACAGAAGACCAGCGUCAAGAAACCAAGGUUAAAGCACAACAGAAACUACUUGACAGUAUUCCAGAUGCACUACAAAACCUUGUGGGACAGCAGAAUGCUCGGCAAGGUAUAAUCAAAAUUUUCAACACAUUACAGGAGUCUACAGCUAAUAGGCACCUUCUGUAUGUGCUGAUGGAACUGCUGCUGUUUGAACUUUGCCCUGAACUUCGAUUGCAUUUAGAUCAGUAUGAAGAUGUUGACAUCUGCAAAGCACACAUGGACCACUAAAGAAAUGUCUAUGCAUAGCAAUAGACAUGGCAUCUAUAUUUUCCUCUCUUUACAGAGGGCUAAUUUAAGACUCAAUUUCCCUUAAUUUUAUUUAAAACAUUUGCAUUGGACAUGAAUUGUUAGGAAGUGAUGUAAAGCAGGUUUGAUUUUUUUAAUUUGAAGGUUUCUGAGAAUGAACUUUUUCAAUCGUACAGCACACUCGAUUUCUGAUACUGAUGCAAGCUGUAAGAAUCAGAGAAGUGUUUUAUGAAUUAAGAAAGGUUAAUAAUUUUGUUCACUGGUUAUGGAGAAGUGAAUGUUCAAUUUAAAUUUCCUCUUUGAGGAUCACAAGCAUUCCUUUUCUGUCUGUUGGAGAGUGUUGUGCAAUAGGUACUGUAUGGUUGUUGUAUUGAUUUUAUUGUUGUCUAUAGAUCUUUUUUUUUUUUUACCAAAGAUUUAAAAUAAGUUAGUUCAUUUGUAAGCAAUAAAUAACAAAAUGAGGACACAAAA
This is a messenger RNA of Protopterus annectens (West African lungfish), 3795 nucleotides long. RefSeq names its product sorting nexin 25 (gene SNX25). Gene Ontology annotation, molecular function: phosphatidylinositol binding. Gene Ontology annotation, cellular component: intracellular membrane-bounded organelle; early endosome membrane. The coding region runs from base 367 to 3306 and encodes 979 amino acids. NCBI's taxonomy places the organism in Eukaryota, Metazoa, Chordata, Ceratodontiformes, Protopteridae. The record is from RefSeq and is a predicted model, not a curated record. The transcript has 19 exons.